GAAGAUGGUUGGGGUGGAGAUCCUUAUCUCUUCUCAAACUCACACUCAUGGAGGCCAGAGGCUCGCUCCUGCCGAGCCAUGGGGUUGAGUCUGACAUAGACACCGAAAUCUUGAUUGCUAAACUAUCACUAGAGGAUAUAGAAGAGAUUGGGCUAUCCCGCAAGGGAAAAGGUCGCGCUGAUGCCCUCCUUACUGACGAAGAGGUGGCCCUGCAAAGUCAAGCGGAAGAUCUCCAAGUUUUCUUAAAGGCUUUGGCUGAUCAUCGCUUUGCUAUCAGCCUUGACGAGGCUGUACGUGCAGAUGGAGAGCAACUUCAGUUUUUGGCUGCCCUUGACCAAGGAGAAAUCGACGACCAUGAGGCUGCCCUAGCUUUAUCGCGUGGUGAAGAUCUACCACUUCCAACCGUUUUUCAGCGUUCAUUGGAUGAGGGUGUUGGUGUCAAUUCAUUCCAAUGCAAGGAUACAAGCGGCAGUGUGGUUUCUGAAGUUGGCAGUGGCAAUAGCUCUACUGAGAUGCUUACAGCAUCAAAACUCGCAACAACUAGUGCGUCAGGGACUUCUUCUCGCAAAGAAUGUAUUAUCUGUGGGGAUGCCAUCAAGAAUACGAAUACUUUCUAUUCCCGCAGCUACCAUGCCCCCUGUGACCAUAACUAUUGUCGCAGUUGCUUGGUGAAUUUGGUCGAGGCGGCCACCCGGGAUGAAUCGCUUUACCCACUACGCUGCUGCCACCAGAAUUUUCUCAUGGAGGCAGUCAACCCAUUUCUGACUUUCGAGCUUCGAGUGCGAUUUUCAGAGAAGUCUGCCCAAUUUUCAGUCCCGCCAAACUCAAGAGUCUACUGCACAAAACCAACAUGCUCAGCUUUCCUUGGUGCAGCUGGAAAACACCGCGUAGAUCUAGUUUGUGUUCAAUGCCGGACAAUAGUUUGCUCUGGUUGCAAAAAUGAGGCGCAUCCGAACGAGGAAUGCGCUGAAAACAAGUCUACAUUGGAAGUGAAGGCUCUAGCUGCGGAUCAGCAUUGGCAGACUUGUCCUGGCUGCCAUAUCAUUGUCGAACUCAGUCAAGGCUGUUACCACAUGACUUGCCGAUGUUCAGCACAGUUCUGCUACCUCUGCGCUGCUCAGUGGAAGCAGUGUACGUGUCCUCAGUGGGACGAAGAAAGGCUCUUAGGCGAUGCAAAUAGACGGGUCAUAAACGAGUUUGGGGCAGCUGAAGCACAAAGACAGCCAUUAGUACACGCGGGAAGGGUGCGCCAAAGAGUGCAUGAACUUCGGUACAAUCACGAGUGUGUAGGACACGUAUGGAGAUACAGACAUGGUGGGGGACAAUGUGAGGAGUGUUUUUAUGAUCUUCCCUCGUAUCUGAUGCGUUGCAGGUAUUGCCAGAUGUUAGUCUGUAAGCGGUGUUCUGUGAAUCGAUUGUAAAUUUCCAGUAGUCUUACCAGCAAUAUGAACCGCAAUAU
Molecule: messenger RNA, 1459 nt
Organism: Serpula lacrymans var. lacrymans S7.9
Lineage: Eukaryota; Fungi; Basidiomycota; Agaricomycetes; Boletales; Serpulaceae
Exons: 4
Coding region: 48-1421 (457 amino acids)
Biological process (GO): positive regulation of proteasomal ubiquitin-dependent protein catabolic process; protein polyubiquitination; ubiquitin-dependent protein catabolic process
Cellular component (GO): ubiquitin ligase complex; cytoplasm
Molecular function (GO): zinc ion binding; ubiquitin conjugating enzyme binding; ubiquitin protein ligase activity
Source: RefSeq, a predicted model, not a curated record